Messenger RNA from Leptidea sinapis, 1383 nucleotides. RefSeq names its product malate dehydrogenase, cytoplasmic (gene Mdh1). Gene Ontology annotation, molecular function: L-malate dehydrogenase (NAD+) activity. The transcript is spliced from 2 exons. Gene Ontology annotation, biological process: oxaloacetate metabolic process; tricarboxylic acid cycle; malate metabolic process. The record is from RefSeq and is a predicted model, not a curated record. The coding region runs from base 219 to 1211 and encodes 330 amino acids. Gene Ontology annotation, cellular component: cytosol; mitochondrion. NCBI's taxonomy places the organism in Eukaryota, Metazoa, Arthropoda, Insecta, Lepidoptera, Pieridae.
GCGGUGUCCUCAAAUAUUAUUUUAAUUCAUAUUUUCAUAAUUUUUUAGUUUUCACAGUUGACAUAAUUACUGAAUAGGUACAUUCAAAUAUCACAAUAAUUUCCGUGCGAUUCCGUAUCUAAGAUAAUUUGCGCCGGAGUAGCAUUUAUAAUUUAUAAAUUCGGACCGACAUUCGGCGAAGCAAAGUAUAACUUUAAAGUUGCCCAUCCAAUUUUAAAAUGGCAUCACCAAUCAAAGUGGUUGUGACAGGAGCCGCAGGACAGAUUGCGUAUUCUCUUCUGUACCAAAUUGCAUCUGGUUCAGUCUUUGGCCCUGACCAACCAGUAGUACUGCAUCUCCUUGAUAUUGCUCCAAUGAUGGGAGUCCUUGAAGGUGUUGUGAUGGAACUGGCAGAUUGCGCAUUACCUUUACUCGCAGGAGUCUUGCCAACUGCCAACCCAGAAGAAGCAUUUAAAGAUGUGGCUGCAGCAUUUCUAGUUGGAGCUAUGCCAAGAAGAGAAGGAAUGGAGAGGAAAGACCUAUUAUCAGCCAAUGUUCGUAUUUUCAAAGAACAAGGACAAGCUUUAGAUAAAGUUGCCCGUAAAGAUGUAAAAGUUCUCGUUGUUGGUAACCCAGCCAAUACAAAUGCCCUUAUUUGCUCCAAAUAUGCUCCAUCCAUCCCCAAAGAAAACUUCACUGCUAUGACUCGUCUUGACCAAAAUAGAGCUCAAGCUCAGUUGGCAGCUAAAUUGGGUGUACCUGUUCAAGAUGUAAAAAAUGUAAUUAUUUGGGGAAACCACUCAUCAACUCAAUUCCCAGAUCCCUCCAAUGCUCUGGUCAAAAUUGGAGGUGUUGAGAAACCAGUUCCUGCAGCUAUUAAUGAUGAUGAGUUUUUAAAGUCAACAUUCGUAUCAACUGUUCAAAAGCGUGGUGCUGCUGUUAUUGCAGCCAGGAAAAUGUCUUCUGCUUUAUCUGCUGCCAAGGCUGCUUCUGACCAUAUGAGAGACUGGUUCUUAGGGUCAGGUGACCGAUGGGUUAGUAUGGGAGUUGUUUCAGAUGGUUCAUAUGGUACACCCCGUGAUACUGUAUUUUCAUUUCCUGUGACCACAAGUAAUGGCAAGUGGAAAAUUGUUGAAGGUCUAACUAUCUCAGACUUUGCCCGUACAAUGCUUGAUGCUACUGGCAAGGAGUUAGAUGAAGAAAAGAGAGAUGCAUUAGAAGUCUGCAAGUAACAAAAUGUAGUUGAAUAGGUACACAUUCUAUAAGAGAUUCAGCCGAUAUUAUCAGGAAUAGAUUUAAUAUUAAUUACAAUCUCACAAUGCUUAUCAAACUGUUGUUAAUUUUAUAGGAAUUUAGAUAUCAUUUUGUUAUCUGUUUAAUAUAUAAUAAACCUGAUAAAUUUUA